Molecule: messenger RNA, 457 nt
Organism: Phytophthora sojae
Lineage: Eukaryota; Oomycota; Peronosporomycetes; Peronosporales; Peronosporaceae
Exons: 1
Coding region: 144-332 (62 amino acids)
Source: RefSeq, a predicted model, not a curated record
GAUCAAUUGGAGGGCAAGUCUGGUGCCAGCAGCCGCGGUAAUUCCAGCUCCAAUAGCGUAUAUUAAAGUUGUUGCAGUUAAAAAGCUCGUAGUUGGAUUUCUGUUUUGGAUGUCCGGUCCGCUCCCUCUGGGAGUGCGUACUUAUGGAUGUUCGAGGCAUUUUUUGUGAGGCUGCCUUUCUGCCAUUAAGUUGGUGGGUUGGUGGGCUUGCAUCGUUUACUGUGAAAAAAUUAGAGUGUUUAAAGCAGGCGUUUGCUCAUUUGAAUACAUUAGCAUGGAAUAAUAAGAUACGGCCUUGGUGGUCUAUUUUGUUGGUUUGCACACCAGGGUAAUGAUUAAUAGGGACAGUUGGGGGUAUUCAUAUUUCAGCGUCAGAGGUGAAAUUCUUGGAUCGCUGAAAGAUGAGCUUAGGCGAAAGCAUUUACCAAGGAUGUUUUCAUUAAUCAAGAACGAAAGU